UGCUGGCCCGUAUCCUCUGUGUGUCACAGGCAGCAUCACACAGCAGCAGAUUAUUUGGCGAGGAAAAACGCGGACUGCGGUACCAUCCUGUCCGCGUGGACGUACCGGGGGGGACACGGGAUUGUAUUUUGAUUUCCGCGGUGUGGUGCAGUGUUUUUUGAAGAUCAUUCCCUCUUGCUUUCUCCGCUUGUGUGGAUGUUUGACUGCAGAUUUGAUGGUGCUGAGCAGGCUCGUCUGAUUGAAGGCUUUGCGGCCAGGGGGUCAUCUGUUGGGGGGCCGCGGAGAGAAAACCCUCUGUCCACGGCUGCGUCUGUCCUCUGCCCUGUGACUGUGAAUGGACUGCGCUCCCCUCCUUGAUUUUCUGCAGUCGCUCUGAGUCAUUUGUGGAAGAAGAUGGCGGACAGAGCCGAUAUGUUUUCCUUAUCCACCUUCCAUUCCCUCUCUCCUCCUGGUUGCAGACCAUCCCACGACAUCAGCCUGGAGGAGUUUGAUGAUGAAGAUCUCUCAGAAAUCACAGAUGACUGUGGGAUUGGACUCAACUAUGACUCUGAUCCUUAUGAGAAGGACUCCCUUAUACUGGAGAAGAGUGACAUGCACCACGCAGUCUGCUCCUUCCAGGAUGACUUCCAGGAGUUUGAGAUGAUUGACGACGAAGAUGAGGAUGAUGAGGAUGAUGAAGACGACGAAGAUGAAGAGAUUGACCCUGAUGCACCCCCGUCCCCCUCUGCCUCGCCUCCUCUCUCUCCUUCUCUUGGCACACUUAAGAGCAGACCGACCACACUGAACCUCACCACUGCUGUGUCACAGGAUUCAUUGAACAACAACAGCAGUCUGUCGCCCAAAAAAGGAAGCUGGCAAGACUCUUUACGGAAGACCUCACAGGGUCGUCUGUCUCCAACCCACACAUGUCUGGAGGAUGGUGUCCCUGUGACAGGCCAGUGCCCAGCCUCUCCAGUUACCCAGGCACCAGGGUCUCAAACCAAAGGUACUCCCCAAAAACAGACUGGGGAGGGCGGGAACCCCCAAUCCCCUCACAGGCCCCUCCUCUGCGACAUGGAGGGCAACAGGCGGGAGAGGCCCGAAUACGGCUCAUUUGGUCAACACAAGUCCCACCCUUGUUCUGGUGAUCUCACUGAGCAAAAGGCAGAUCCAUUAAUCCAGAAGACCAGAGUACCUUCUGUAGAUGAACAAUCCCAGUGUUCAGACACAGAGGUGGACCAUGACCUCAACAGCGACCACAACCACAAACACUCAAACCGGCGUGCCACAGACACUUACACAAUCACCAGUGAGUCAGGUUUGGAGCCAGAGAACGACUUAGACCUGGAUGGGACCAGUCACUGCUUGUCAUCCACUGCCCCCAUUGGAGUCAAUGACGGUGCAGAUACACCGCUGUCUGAUGAGGAGCUGGAGAAGGACUAUGAUGUGGAAUUUAUGUGUAAGGAGACCUACGAUAUGGUGUGUAAGGAGAGUCGAUGUUCAUAUGUAGAAUUCCCCUCAAUUGAACCCACCUCCUUCUCUAGCUAUGUGUCCACCAGUCGUUCAGAUGCAGGAGUUUCUGCCAUGGAGGCAGCAGGUAACGACUCCACCUCUCCAUCGUCAGACCCAGGGAUAGCAGAUAUGAACCAGCAGGGUUACAUGACUUCAGACCAGGAUAAGGACCUAAGCUCUCCUGGCUCUGACUCUGACAUUGAAGGGGAGCUGGAGGCAGCGUUUACCUGUGGAGCUGUGGUCUCCAACAUGAUCUCCUCUAUCUCUGAGACCGAGCUGGACCUGACAAGUGAUGAGAGCAGCAGUGGGCGCUCGUCCCACCUCACCAACUCCAUUGAGGAGGCCAGCUCGCCUACAUCAGACCAGGAACUGGACCUGGAGACAGAGUUAGAGCAGGACAGUGACAUUGUGGGACUUAAAACGUCUCUACUUCUUGGCCAGCCUGACCCAAUCAAAGAAGGGUCUAUUCUUCCCUCUCCUUCGCCUCUACCCUCACCAUACCCUCUGGACUCACCCAUCUUACCUCCUGAGCCCUACGAGGAGGAGCCCCUGCAGAAUGUGGAUGAUGAGCUGUCUUUUGAGCACCAGGCGGACCCAGAUGAGACUCUGCCUCCAGCCCAACAAUGUGAAGACAGUCUGUCCAGACAGAUGGUACUGCAGAUAGAACCAGACCACAGUCUAGAGAGCUUCAAACGCUCCUUCUACCUGCCAGUUGGACCAAGGCUUAUGCCCAAUGCAGAUGAAUAUGAUGGAACCAGUGAAGGCGAGUCUGACUCAGAGAGUGAAGACGAACUGAGCGAGAACUCAGACUCACCGUGGCUGCUCUGCAACUUGGUCAACAGGAUGAUCUCAGAGGGCUCGUAUCCCAUCAGUUGUCCUGAGGACUGCUUCAAGAGGAAGUUGUCUGUGUCCGACACCAUCUCACCAUCCUCAGACAUUGGAGAGGGAGAUGGUUUCAAUGAUGAGGACCAAGAGAAGAAGGCAGAGAUGGAUGAAUUAGAUGAAGAAGAGAAGGAAGCUAAAGGGUACGAUAUGAUGGAGCCUGGAGAGAGGAGGAAGAGUGUGGAGGGGUGUGAACACAACGGGAGGGGAAUCACAGAUUUAAACACCUUGUAUGCAACGCAAGACUCUGAGAAGAACUUCACAGACAAACCAUCUAAGAACACUAGAAGACAGGAGGAGGAUCAAGAGCCCAAUAAUGACUUGAUGAUGCACGAGGGAAGGAAGGAACUGGACUCUCCGAGCCUCAGUGAGAGCGUGGUGAGCGACAAAGACGAAGGGCGAGAGACUGAGCCCAGGCCAACGAGCCGCUCCUCAGCCUCUCUUGAGCGUAUCACCGAGGUUAAACACAGCCUGACACUAGACAUACCGACCACCCAGACCAACCGCUGCUUCAGCCUCUCUUACUCUACAGACAAUGAAGAAGAGGAGGACGAUGGAGACUCAUACCCUUUAAUGGGUGACAUGAGGAAGCAGUCCUACAGGGAGAGUGACUUAGAGCUCGACAGUUCACCACCAAUUGAUUCCAGUGUACAAAAUCAUCCCUUAUCUGACCGAGACCUCCCACUGUGCAAGACAAAUCUGUCUCUGAGGCAGUCAAACGAAGAGGAUGAACUGGCCUAUGACUCCAUGAAGUACACACUAGUGGUGGAUGAGAAUACUACGCUGGAACUAGUUAAACUCAGAAGGUGCACAUCCGUUCUGAGCGAUGAAAGUGAGCUGUCCACGCUAUGUGAUGAAGACCAUGUGGAGACAGGGCAGGUGAGCUACGGUCGCGAUAAUGAAAAAGUGAGGCCAGAAUUUCUCAGUUCUUCUGAGGACUCUUCACCUGAAGCUGAUCUCCCAUUCUCCAAGAAGUUCCUCAAUGUGUUUGUCAACAGCACCUCCCGCUCCUCCAGCACAGAGUCUUUUGGACUUUUCUCCUGUACCAUCAAUGGAGAGGAGAGGGACCAGACACACAGGGCAGUCUACAGGUUCAUUCCCAGACAUGCAGAUGAGCUGGAGCUGGAUGUUGAUGAUCCUUUAUAUGUGGAGGAAGAAGAGGAUGACUACUGGUACCGAGGUUAUAACAUGCGGACAGGGGAGAGGGGCAUCUUUCCCGCCUUCUAUGCCCACGAGGUCAUAGGCCAAUCUAAGGAGUUGUUGGGAAUGAAAAGAAAUCCUGCAUGGAUCGAGACUUUCAACGUUCAGUUUUUGGGGUCAGUCGAGGUACCUUAUCACCAAGGCAACGGCAUUCUCUGCGCUGCCAUGCAGAAGAUUGCGAUAUCGAGGAAACGGACGGUACAUGUGCGGCCUCCUUCUCUGUGUGAGCUGGAGAUUAGCUUGCAAGGAGUGAAACUGAUCAUGAGCCUGGAGGAUGAAUAUGAUGCCCUUGAUGAGUAUGACAGAUGUAGUCACUUCUUCCAGAUGAAGAACAUCUCAUUUUGUGGAUGCCAUCCGAGGAACAAUUGUUACUUUGGCUUCAUAACUAAGCACCCGAUGCUGAACAGAUUUGCUUGCCACGUGUUUGUAUCCCAGGAGUCUAUGCGACCUGUAGCAGAGUGUGUUGGACGGGCCUUCCAGGAGUAUUACCAGGAGCAUCUGGAGUACGCCUGCCCCACCGAGGACAUCUACCUGGAGUAGGCAGAAUUGCCAUGACUACUACCUUCUCUCUCUGCAGCUUGUGUAUGAUUAUCGAGUUUGCCACCAGAGGGCGCUGUCAGUGGGGUCUUCUCUCCAUUGUGUCCCUCUAAAACUGGGAUCUUAAUUUUUACAGUCUGCUAGGCAUUUGACUGAUUUCAUCCCUCUCUCUUUAUUUCCAUUAUCUCAAUGGAAUGAUUGCCUGUUUCUUUAUCUUUUUCUAUGAUAUGAAACUAAAACGCUGAGCACUUGUUUAUUUUAAGGUUCCUCUUUUGAAAUGAAAACAAUAUACCUACUACUGCUGUUUCACCUUUCAAUGCAUGGCUAGUAGGAUUACUGCACACAGACACACCAAUAAUACACAUAUCCAAGUGAAUGGCAAGCAGCUCAACAAUCAGUACGGGAAUGGUGUAGAAUCAAGAGGUUGGGGGUUUAAUUAGCUGUAAAUAUGUAUUUGGUUCAAUAUUGAGAAACUGCUCAUUUGAUUUUUACUGAUAGUGGCAUUGGAGCAAAGUAGAGAGAGUACAGUGAACCGUCCUUGGUCCAAGCUUACCCCUGUGUCUCGUUCAAGACGUAGUUUGUGUUGUAAAUACGUAUGUAUAGAAAGUAGAAAUACAGGCGUCUCAUCCAGUCUAACUAACUAAUCCACAAACACUCACAGCUGAGACUGAUGGAGGGGAUUUUGAUUUGUCAUGGGUAUUCGGGACUCACUUUGACAGGAGUAACUGCAGGAGUGAGAGAUUUUAGAUUAAUGACUUGUAAAACUUUGGAGAUGUCAUUAGCCCCUGCAAGAUAUUUAAGUCAUCUUGGAUUACGUGCAGUUAAGUCUCAGCACAUUUAGGGUGACAUUUUACCUUUGUCCUGUCCUCAAAGCUGCACUGGCUGACCUUUACCUUGGGAAGCUUUCACAGAAAAUCAUUCAACUGUUAAAACUGUUAAAAAUCAUACAUUACUGUAUGCUUUGCUAUGAUUGGUGUGACCUUCAGCUCAAAGAAAACUAAUACCCUCUGAAAAGCCAUACUCUCGCACCUCGGACUGAUUAACUGUGUGGUGACACCCUAGUCUCAGUUGUAUUUUAAUUUGUCAGUUUCAAUGAGGGGAAAGGGAAAACUGAAGCGGUAGGCCACGUUUAGUUAUGAGAUCCUGCAGUGUGCUUACUGUACAGUGAGAGGGUCACAAUGUAAACAAACCUUUUGAUAAUCCAUUAAAAGGGAGGUUUUAUAGUUAUGGUUAGACUUCGAUCUUGUUUUUUCAAGUACGAUUGGUAAGAGAGAUGGCCACAAUUAUUCAUUGCUCUAAGUUUGGUUCAAAGGUUGAAAGGAUCAUUCACACAUCACACAAUAACCUGCACUGGGGUUGUUGUAGCAUACCAUUGCUUACAGUCUAGCACCUUAUAUAGGGGAGGGGGUAUAUUUGAAAAAACAAUGCACUCACUACAGGCAUCUGACCAUUAAUUCCGACUAUCCUUAUUGUUCUUUCAGACACUGUUUAGCAACUUGUUCUGCUGCUUUAAGUCACAGUCCACCAGAACAAACACCUCAGUUCACUGUUGAUAUGGCAGGGAUGGAUGUGGGGUUGUUAUAUGUAUUGCUGUCAGGUAGACUAUGUAUAUACAAUAGUGAAUAUAAGAUAGUGCUGUGUCCUUUAUGUUGAGUAUGUUAUGAAAUUAUUAUGUUCAUUAUUCAAAAGAAAUUCAAGGAAAGAUCACAAGCAGACAGAAACCCCUGAAAUAAAAGAAAAACACAUCUGUGAUCUGCAAUAAUUUGUUUUCAUGUUUUUUCACUCGGUAUCUGUCACAUAGAUGGAAUUACGGUUCCAGAAACCUCCUUAAGUCCCUGCAGACAGGCUUUAGCAGCACAUUUAGGGCACCUGUGUGAGAUGUGACAUCAUUAUUGUGUGACACUAACAGACUACUGACCAAUCUGCUGUUAGAGCUGAAAAGUUUGUCAUUAAGAUGCCAUUGAAACAACUAUUAUUGCAUCUUGCCGAUUAUCACCAACUAUGUGACCCAUCUCUUGGUAUCUAUUUGCUUCUGUUUUUCUAUCUCGUUACAGCCUAGUUAAAACCCCUUCUUUCCACACAGCUACAUAAUAACAACCUCUGAGGAUGAUCUCGUCCCAUAUAGCCGCUGAGACAUACAUUAACAGUUAAACCAAACUUUUGACUUUAUUACAAUUAACAAGAUGCUUUACUGUAUACCUAGAGCAAAACAGUAUGUGACAGAACAAACAUAUCCUAUCUUGUAUCUUUAAAAACAAACAAUUGUAGAGUUAAUCAAAAUUCCAGGGAAAAGCAAACAAAAAAAUUACAACAAAAAUCACUCUGCCUUGUCAUGGGUUUGGUCUUAUGAAUAAAAUAUAUGCUUGAUGUCUGAAA
Molecule: messenger RNA, 6486 nt
Organism: Gymnodraco acuticeps
Lineage: Eukaryota; Metazoa; Chordata; Actinopteri; Perciformes; Bathydraconidae
Gene: mapk8ip2
Product: mitogen-activated protein kinase 8 interacting protein 2
Biological process (GO): regulation of JNK cascade
Cellular component (GO): cytoplasm
Molecular function (GO): protein binding
Source: RefSeq, a predicted model, not a curated record